CACAGUGUACUAUGAAGAAAUUUGGUUUUGUUCAGGAAGUAUUCAACCACCCAAUAAAUUACCUCACACUCCCAAUGAAAUUAGUGUACCCUGGAGUGUGUCUUCGACACCUGUUUUCGGAUACGUAUUUUCUGCUGUAGUUGACACCACUUAUUUUAUUUAUCUUUAUGAUGUGGAUCAUUAUAGUUCUAACAAUUCGUAUUCGAAAGUUAAUAUAACAUAUUUUAAUACAACUGGAAUUGGCGCACAUAGCAUCUUGAAAAAUAAUACUCUUUUAUUCUCUCUACGAGAUGGAAAUAGCAAAAGUACAUCUUGGUCCUUGCUUGCUGUUCAGUUACAAUUACCAGAUUGUAUUUAUGGUAAUAGGAUGAUUGCCAAUGUUACCCCGCGCAUUAAUUCUAGUGUCGAUUUAUCAACCACCAAAAUAAGUGUCAAUUUCUCUUCGCCCGUUUAUUUGUCAACUGGCAACAUCACUAUCUACCAAGCCUCUAACCACAGCAUUAGGCAGAGAGUUUCAGUAACCUCUGAGUUCUGUAAACUCAGUAAUGAUGGGAUGGUUGUCAAUAUAAGUAUUAUUGAUAGCACAUUUAAUGAGUACGGAGAGAAGUAUUAUGUGAAAAUUGAUAAUAAUUUUGCUAAAGCUAAAGAUAUUAAUGAACCUUUAAGAGGAAUUGAAAGUGAAGUUUGGAUUCUUAAAUCAGAAACUGCUGCUACGGGUUUAGCAGUUCUCACUAUGGAUGCUUCAAAAAAAUUCUUAAAAUCGUCUGGAACCGAUCAGUCAGCAUACUUUGAUAUUCUACUAGAUGAUCUUGCUUAUAAAGUACCAGUUAGUCGGGAGCGUUUAAGUUCAAAUAAGAACUUCCAGAAUUUUGACGGUCAAAUUUUCAUUUCAAUCCAUAUAGAGUUGCCAAUUGAUGGAAGAACUGAAAACACUGUUCCGGGAGUAUUUUCCAAUUUAAAUAGUAUGAUUUUGAACAAAGAAAUCACCACUUUUUCCACUGGUGUGACAAAUGAAUUAAACUCGACUUUUGGCUUUCGACCAAUAGAGAGUCCAUGGGAUAAUUUCAAAUCACAAAUAAUUGCUGCGAUU
This is a messenger RNA of Racocetra persica, 1090 nucleotides long. Lineage: Eukaryota; Fungi; Glomeromycota; Glomeromycetes; Diversisporales; Gigasporaceae. The record is from the annotation of a GenBank genome assembly.